CGCCGCCGCCGCCGCCGCCGCCGCCGCGAUGGCCCAGCAGCAGAUGACCAGCUCGCAGAAGGCCCUAAUGCUGGAGCUGAAAUCCUUGCAGGAGGAACCGGUGGAGGGCUUCCGGAUCACCCUGGUAGACGAGUCCGACCUCUACAACUGGGAGGUGGCCAUUUUCGGACCCCCUAACACCCUCUACGAAGGCGGCUACUUCAAGGCACAUAUUAAAUUUCCUAUUGACUACCCGUAUUCACCACCUACCUUCAGAUUCUUGACCAAAAUGUGGCACCCCAACAUUUAUGAGAAUGGAGAUGUAUGCAUUUCGAUUCUUCAUCCGCCUGUAGAUGACCCACAGAGUGGAGAACUGCCCUCUGAAAGGUGGAAUCCUACUCAGAAUGUCAGGACUAUCCUGUUAAGUGUAAUCUCACUGCUUAAUGAGCCUAACACCUUCUCCCCAGCCAAUGUGGAUGCUUCAGUUAUGUUCAGGAAAUGGAGGGACAGUAAAGGAAAAGACAAAGAGUAUGCUGAAAUCAUUAGGAAACAGGUUUCAGCCACUAAGGCAGAAGCAGAAAAGGAUGGCGUGAAGGUCCCCACAACCCUGGCAGAAUACUGCAUCAAAACUAAAGUGCCUUCCAAUGACAACAGCUCAGAUUUGCUUUAUGACGACUUGUAUGAUGACGACAUUGAUGAUGAAGAUGAGGAGGAGGAAGAUGCCGACUGUUAUGAUGAUGACGAUUCUGGGAAUGAGGAAUCGUGACGUGCUCCUUUGCUGCCCCUGUACUGCCCUGCCGCCUCAGGCCAAAGGGAGGGGAGCAAGUGGGGACCUAGCAGUGGCCCCUCAGCAGAAACCUAUUCACAGGGGGUGGGGAAAACAAACACAGCUCCUGCUGGCUCCCCUUAUGGAUCUCAGUUUGCUCCUUUUUAUGGACCUCUUAAUGGAGAGAAAGUAACCCUCCACAGAAUGUCUGCAUUCUUGCAUUCUUUACCCUUCAUCACUGUAUUGAUUCUUUUUAAAAAAAAACAAAACAAAACAAAAAAAACCCAAACUCCCGCCUCACUUCGUCUCUACAAAGUGUUCACAGCAAAACACGUUUGGUCUGUUUUUAGAUUCUUGAAGAAUUAAAUAGUCUUUCACCAAGACGUUUAAUAUAUUUAAAAGCUGGGAACCCACUGGGAGUUCACAAGUGCUGCAUAUACCGGAUAGCAAAAGAAAACGGAAACACACACACACACACAAAACAAAACAAAAAACAAAUUUGCCAAGGUUUAGUUGCUCAUUUACAACCUUAGUUGUGUACGCAUUCAUUCAGCCCCAUGGUAGCAAAUUUUUUUUCUUUUUCCUCCAUAAGGCUGGGGUACAGUGGGUGUCAGGAACUUUGUGCUAAGCCUGAUAAAGUGUGUUCCUGAGGGCCUAGAGCUUCUUUAGCCUCCCUGAAAUCAUCCUCUCACGGAGGCCUCAGCUACUCUGAAAGAGAGAAAUCAGUUUGUUUUUUGAAAUCAGUUGGGAUCUAAAGCCUAAAAUAAAUAUUCAUACUUUACAUAGAACUGAGCACCUGGUUGCUAUUUAUUUUAAAGGCAGGGUUAUUUUUCCCCAAGGAGUGGGGAGGGUGGGGAGGAAGUGGGUAUUAGUGCGUGUGGAUUUUUAGUGAAGAGAACGAAGAGUUAAUCACUAUGCCAUUUUUGGUUGAUGCUACUGGGGAAAAGUCAAAACUACUGGCAGCCACUGUUGGGAGAAGAAACAUCUGUUUUGUAUACUUACCAUGGCCUUCACCUCAGAGAGACACACUGACCGUGAGAGUUUUUAAGUAGCCAGUUUUAAUUACUCAGUAUUAAUCCUAGGUGCAUGUGUUAAGAUUUUGGUUUUUAUUGAGCUGCUUAUACCAAUAGUGAUAAAUGUGGAUGUGAGACACGAGUGACCUGUUCCCACUUUCCUCAUUGGAUGUGACCCGGACUUUUAUCUCAUUGUGCUUUGGCUGUGGGUGUGCAAGCGAAAUGUGCAUGGAGCUUGCCCUGGGCUGCUUCCUCUCUCCUGGCAGAGCCGAAGGAAUGAGGGAAGUUGCCUGCAGGCUGAGGAAUCUUCGAUUUCCAGUUCUCAAUCAUGUCUUGCUUCCGCCAGUACUGAGAUCCAGCAGCCUUUACCAACCAGGGACUUCAGAACUUGAGGGUGAUUUUUUUGUUUCUUACGGGGUUGGGGGAGGCCAUAGGAGGGCAGGAUUCUGUCAGUGGGAAAAAUCUCUAAAAUGUAAAAUCACAGAUUUUGGAGGGAAAAUACAGCAUGCCUGAUUCUGGAUCCCUGCGCACUAGCGUUAAUCCCUUUUGCUUCAGAUCGUGACUCAGAACCAGAGGGCUGAUUCCAGAUGGGGGUGCAAUGGAUGGAUUCUAGGAUGUUUAUUUCCUUAGCUCCUCCUUCCUUUCUGAUCUCAGGGUUUUCAUUCGCUCCUUCAAACUCUCCAAACAUUUGCUGACUAUUCCCCAGCAGCCCCUUCUGGUUUCUAAAGUUUGGUCUGAUAACUGAGUAGGUCUGUUUAAAGUGAAAAAGUUCAUAUGGACAUGGUUGAGCCUGGUCCUUAUAGGUCCUUAUAGCUUUAUGUA
Loxodonta africana (African savanna elephant) is the source of this 2580-nucleotide messenger RNA. RefSeq names its product ubiquitin conjugating enzyme E2 R2 (gene UBE2R2). Gene Ontology annotation, molecular function: ubiquitin conjugating enzyme activity. The record is from RefSeq and is a predicted model, not a curated record. Gene Ontology annotation, biological process: ubiquitin-dependent protein catabolic process; protein polyubiquitination. Bases 29 to 745 code for a protein of 238 amino acids. The transcript is spliced from 5 exons. NCBI's taxonomy places the organism in Eukaryota, Metazoa, Chordata, Mammalia, Proboscidea, Elephantidae.